GAUUUGACGUACCAGAGCAGCAGAGGCUAAAGCGGAUAGCCAAACAAGAGGCACAAUAUUUUGCUACACCUCAAAGCAGCCAUGCACAAAGUGUCGGAAACGGAUCUCCGCGGUGUUGUCGAUUUUGAGGAGUAAUAUUCUCUCAUUCGUCCAGUGUCAGUUGUCGAUGAACUUCUAGCGACUAUUAGGCGCUGUAAAAGGAAACAAUAAUAAUCAAACGGCACGGAAGGAACACAAACACACAAGAAAAGCGUCUGCUCUACCCUUUUUCAUCCAUGCAUGUCUCAACAUUAGAGGUUUAAACACCAUGUCCUGCUCUGGCAACCUCAUUUGGGAUGUGCGAAAACGCACUAUUGGAUGCACAGAUCCAUAUGCGGUCAGGACAAAUUAUUUAGGCAGAAGAGAGUUCGUGCAACGACUGAAGCUCGAAGCCGUUCUCAGUGUGCACGAUGGAUGUGACAUUUUGAUUAAUUGCCGGAGAGCCGCGACCUCAAUAUCCAUUUGCCCCCUGGUCCCCUACUAUCUCGCUGUGGGCUGCUCAGAUAGCUCAGUGAGGAUCUAUGACAGAAGAAUGCUGGGAACAAGAGCUACAGGUAACUACAUGGGCAGAGGGACGAUCGGCAUGUGUGUACGUUUCGUCCCAGCGCACCUGUCCACCAAAUCCUGCCGCGUCACCUCUCUGUGUUACAGUGAAGAUGGACAAGAAGUGCUGGUCAGUUACUCCUCUGACUACAUCUACCUGUUUGACCCCAAAGUUGACCAGGCCAGGGAGCUCAAGGGCCCUUCUGAAGAGCGGCGAGAGGAGCAUGUAUUCCGUUACUCCCCAACCCUGAUUAUUAAGAAAUUUGUUGUCUUUGCAGGAGAGCAGAGUCCAAAUGUAUCACUCAUGCAGAGGAUGUCGGACAUGUUGUCACGCUGGUUCGAGGAGGCUAGUGAGGCCCAGAGCAGCAGACCACGUCCUCAAACUCGACCCAGAGGUACGUCAGCUCGACCAGAAGGGACAUUUGCGACCUCAGAAACACACACUCGGGCACAGGAGCCCACUGAGGUCUCAGCUGAAGGAACGAUGGAGGUGGAGACACCCUCCUCUGAUCCUCCACCUACACCUGCUGCUCCUCCUGCACCUGCAGAGCCUCUCCCCAAGUCUAUCUCCUGUUCCUCCUCAGGCUCCUCCUCCACUGUGACAGCCCCUGCCCCCUCCAGUUCAUCCUCCAUGGAAAGUGCUGCCGCCUCCUCUCUCCUCUCCUCCCCAGACACAGAGCAGAGGAGCCAGGAUGAAGUUACGCCCACUCCAUCGGCCACGCCCACUCCUUCAGCCACACCCACCCCAUCUAGAGAGGCAGCUUUAUCUGAAUAUGGUCCUCGCAGGCUGCCGGUAAGUUUAGUGUGUAGACGUUUGCAGAGACUGCUUCUCUUGUCUGACCCCCCUGGACAGGGCAGACGCUCAGUCCCUUCUGUACCUGCGACCUCCAGCCCAGAGAGCUCAGCCCAACAGGCUGCUGCUGCUGACGCGUGCCCCCCUGCAGAUUCUCCCUCAUCUGUGGUAAACAAACAGCUUGGAUCCAUGACUCUGGAUGAGGAGCAGGGUGCUAAAAGAGGUGCAGAAGCAGCAGGACAUGUAAUCAGUGAUCAAAAUACAGGUGUCAGUGAAGCUUCCCCAGACACUACAGAAACUGUGCUAUCCACAUCAGCGCCUUCACUUGGCACCAGCCCUGGCAACAGCAGUGGGAGCGGCAGCACUCCUCCAGGGCUUGGGCGGACUGGCACGGCAGAACCGGUCCUUAGUCUGCACUACAGCACUGAAGGCACCACCACUAGCACCAUCAAACUGGAUUUCACGGAUGAAUGGAGCAGUCCAACGUCCGGUGUCAAAGGCAGCAGUGGAGGACAUAAGCCUGGGGAGGUGGGUGAGAGCCAGACCAGAGAGGAGCCCACAGGACAAACCUCAGAGCAAAGUUCAAGCUCACCCUCAGAGAGUCAACCCACACCCGAUGGGGGCCAAACUGCAGACAGUGGCACAGAAAAGACCUCCAUCAGCUCUCAAAACAGCACACCACUGGCGGCACCACCAGAGGGCCUGUCUACUGAAGACACGGCUCGUCCCAGCGCUCCUUCAGAGGAGCUCCAGGCUGCUGGUUCGGGGGAGCUGAGUGAGCGGUGCAGGAGGAGCGAGACCGCAGGAACGGGUGGUCAGGGUUCGACUCAACCAUCCCGCAAUCAGGACUCUGAUGACAGCGACGACGACCCCAUCCUUAUCCCUUCAGCCAGGUACAGAGGAGGGCCGGGACAGAGAUUUAAUUACAGAGGAUCAGCUGUAGGUGAUAGGAUGAUAAGACGCUCCGCCGCGGCUCGGAUUCAGGAGCUGUUCCGCAGGAGAAAAGAACGGCGAGAGAUGGAAGAGAGUGAAACUCAGAAUAUCAGGAGACCCUCUGUCAAGAUGAUGUACAAGGGCCACCGCAACUCCAGGACCAUGAUUAAGGAGUCGUGUUUCUGGGGGAAUAACUUUGUGAUGAGCGGCUCGGAUUGUGGCCAUAUCUUCAUCUGGGACAGACACACGGGAGAGCACCUGAUGCUGCUGGAGGCCGACAACCAUGUGGUCAACUGUCUGCAGCCUCACCCUUAUGACCCCAUUCUUGCUUCAUCUGGAAUUGACUAUGACAUCAAGCUGUGGUCGCCUUUAGAACAGUCACUGUCAUUUAACAGAGUCCUUGCCGAAGAGGUGAUUGCUCGUAAUGAGUUAAUGCUGGAAGAGACGAGGAACACCAUCACCGUUCCUGCUUCCUUCAUGCUCCGAAUGCUGGCAUCAUUAAAUCACAUCAGAACAGACCGUGUGGAGGGUGAUCGUUCAGAAGGCUCUGGACAAGAGAACGAGGAUGAACAGUAGCCCUCCUGCUACAAGUGAAUGGUUUUUAUGCUACAGUGCACUUGAGCAUUUGAGAUUUGUACAAGUUACAAAAUAGAGUAUUUCCUUAUUAGUUCAGUUUUUGGCAUUAUUAUUUUUUAAUGAGACUUUUCUUACCAAUUACUCUAUAUGAGAGUAAACCGCGUCUGGGGAGUUUAUGCAAACAAGAUGAUAUGUAAGAAAUCGAAAGAUGUGACUGGACUGGACAGCUGGUGUUUGAGAGUAUUUAAGUGCAAUAUUAAUUUGUUAAAUCAAACGGUUGAGCUUUGAGCGGUGUUAAGUGUGAAAUCUUAUUGUAGCCUCAAAUGAAGAACUCAGAUGUUUGUAUACCAGGAAUUAUGCAUGUCAAGCUUGAGUUUGCUAAAAACAUAUUCUCCAUGUCUUUACCAAUGUUGUGUAUAAAAAUGGCUCUUUUUUUUGACAUUACUAAAUCUUGCGUUGCACAGGGAUCUUCUGCCUAACCCCAAUUUACAGGUACUACUUGCAAUAUCUCAUUAUCCAAAACAGCCAAUACUCAUUGUUACACUGCAGAAUUUUUAUAAAAGUUUAUUAAAAUGAGAACUGUUUUUGACUCCGUCUAUACAUACAACCCACUGCUGUCUAGCCAAAUGGUUCUAGCGUUAGUUGGCAGGUCGUGCUUCUCUCUCCUAACAGCACAGAUGGCCUUUGUUGUGGCAGCUGUUGACUUGAGCAUUCUGCUAAGUGACUAGUGAUUGCUGGGAAAAGCUAAGAUGAAAUAUCUCCUCGUCUAUUAGCAUGCCAUUCUAUGCUAAACUCAUUCAGCACUGUUAAGGAAUGCAAGCCAUCUUUUUAAAUGUUUGUCCACAAAUUUUCAGAUCGAGAUCCGGUUCCUUUUCAAACCAUGUACCAGAGGACAGUUUAAACAUUAAAUGUGUUGUGAUUCAAACAAAACAUGACUGAAAGCUUGAGUACCCAUAAAAAAAAUUAUUAACAGUACUAAUAAAAAUAAA
Sinocyclocheilus grahami is the source of this 3873-nucleotide messenger RNA. RefSeq names its product DDB1- and CUL4-associated factor 6-like. Gene Ontology annotation, cellular component: cytoplasm; Cul4-RING E3 ubiquitin ligase complex. Gene Ontology annotation, biological process: positive regulation of transcription by RNA polymerase II. The coding region runs from base 308 to 2884 and encodes 858 amino acids. NCBI's taxonomy places the organism in Eukaryota, Metazoa, Chordata, Actinopteri, Cypriniformes, Cyprinidae. Gene Ontology annotation, molecular function: protein binding. The transcript has 18 exons. The record is from RefSeq and is a predicted model, not a curated record.